AUGGGCGUCGCAUCGAUACCGACAGCCGCCACCGUCGGCGUGGCCCUCGUCGCAUAUCUGGUAUACUCGGCGCUGGCCGGUCUCAACAAGAACAUCGAAGGCGCCAAGAAAAGCGGGCUGCCAUACAUUGUAUCCCCCGUCUCGCCGUUCUCGUUGCCUGCCCAAGUUACCCACAAGCUUUGGAUCCCCAUUGUCCGAACAUGUCUGCCUCGGUCAUGGUGGGAGAAUUGGAUAACUCACCCAGCGCCGCGAGCACUUCCCAAGCUCGUCGAGACCUACGAGGUCCUCAAGCAGUUUGGCGACAACACCCUGACCACCGAGGGUCCCCUGUGGCGCAUUCACCGCCGCGCCACCGCCGCGAGCUUCAACGAGCGCAAUGCCGCCCUCGUUUUCGCCGUUGCUGCCGAGCAGACGCGCGGCAUGCUCGACAAGUGGAUGGCUGACCAGGAGGGCCGUUCUCGGGGACCGGGUGGUGGUGGCGAAGGAGACAAGAAGGCUGGCUCUUCGUCUGCGUCGUCCCCGGGGCCUAUACGUACGAUUGACCGCGAUACGAUGCGUCUCGCGCUUAAUAUUAUAGGGUACGGAUCCGAGGUUGGUCAAGUAUACGAGCUUGGAGCCCGUGGAUGGGCAUACGUUGAGUUUUAUCGAUACGAUUGCGACGCUUCUGGAGAGGAUAUUGUGGUUGUUGGUUCUACCGCAAUGGCUGUUGAGUAUCUCCUUCCGUUGAAACGCACGCAAGAGGCCGCCGAGUCCUACACCAACUACGUCGCCUACAUGAACGAACUCCUCGACGAAAAGCUCCAGCAGCUCCGCGCCGGAAACGUCGACGACGCCGAACCCGGCAUGGACAUCAUGGGCCAGCUCGUGCGCUCCACCUACGGCGAUGCAUCCUCCACCACCGACGACCAGGAAAAGAAAGCGGCUCAAUCCGCCCCCACCGCCAGUGCCGCGACGAUGGGCCGCCUCGGCCGACCCGACAUCCUCGGCAACGCCUUCAUCAUGCUGGUCGCCGGCCACGAGACGACGGCCAACGCCCUGCACUUCACGCUCUUGGAACUAGCCGCCCACCCGGCCGUCCAGCGGGCGCUGCAGCGCGAUCUCGACGCGCUGCUGGGCGACCGGGAUCCCGGGACUGGGCGUACGAAGCGACGGUCAACGCGCUGA
Messenger RNA from Parascedosporium putredinis, 1164 nucleotides. Lineage: Eukaryota; Fungi; Ascomycota; Sordariomycetes; Microascales; Microascaceae. The record is from the annotation of a GenBank genome assembly.